Molecule: messenger RNA, 1755 nt
Organism: Aspergillus ruber CBS 135680
Lineage: Eukaryota; Fungi; Ascomycota; Eurotiomycetes; Eurotiales; Aspergillaceae
Product: bifunctional fumarylacetoacetate hydrolase/alpha/beta hydrolase family protein
Exons: 3
Coding region: 1-1755 (584 amino acids)
Molecular function (GO): acetylpyruvate hydrolase activity
Source: RefSeq, a predicted model, not a curated record
AUGGCAGCACCCUUGACCAACUAUGUCGCCUUUGUGCACCCUGGCCUCAAAGUCCCGCGCAUCAGCCACCUCAAUUGGAACGAUACCACUAUCCAACCUCUCUCCUUUGCCUCUGGCACGCCGCUAGACAACCUCUACCAGGUUAUCCAAGCAGGAUACGAGAAUAUCAAACCGACCGGUCAUCCUAUCCCCCUCGACUCUGUCCAAAUCCUCCCUCCGAUCAGUGGCCGGGAUAUUCUAGCAGUCGGAAAGAACUAUGCAGAGCAUGCGGUCGAGUUCAACAAGUCCGGAUAUGACAGCUCCGAUAAAGUUGACCAACCGACACAUCCCGUCUUGUUUACCAAGCGUGCGACUUCUAUCGUGGGUCAUGGACAUCCCAUUGCCCUCCAUCGGGGGUUUACGCAGACGUUAGAUUAUGAGGGAGAGCUGGGCGUGAUUAUUGGGAAGACUGGCUUCGAUGUUGGAAAAGAAGACGCCAUGGCGUACGUCUGGGGGUAUACUAUUAUCAACGAUGUGACUGCCAGGGAGCGGCAACGGGAUCAUAAGCAGUUCUUCAUUGGCAAGUCCGGUGACACUUAUUGCCCACUGGGACCGGUUGCCGUACCUUCAAGGGAUCUCCCAGAUGUCCUCACUAUCCAGACCUUUGUCAAUGGUCAAGAGAGACAGAACGCAACUACCAACGAUUUGAUCUUCUCUGUCCCGACUCUGAUCGAAACUGUCUCACGCGGCACCACGAUCCAGCCAGGGGAUGUUAUUGCUACCGGAACUCCAGCGGGAGUCGGUUUUGGACAAAACCCCCCCGUGUUCCUUAAUCCCGGAGAUGAAGUCACGGUGUCCAUCUCCGGUCUGGGCCAACUCAACAACAAGAUCAUAGAAGGAGAUCGGCUUACAUCGUUGGCAACCGCUCCCACUAAUCUGGAACUUUCAUCGACGAACGCCUCCAGAACCGUAACUGGUGACUGUCUGACUCAUAUCAACGGCAAGCGACUCUACUACAAGAAGCAGGGCUCCGGCAGCAGCCCAAUUAUGUUUGUGCACGGCUUGGGAGGCUCCUCUGAACUCUAUACGCCGUUAAUAAACUCCUUGGAUCUCGACAAGUCGCACGAGAUACACCUUGUUGAUUUGGAAGGACAUGGACUAUCCCCGACAUCACCAUUGUCCGUCAUCAGCAUUGAAUCCCUUGCCAAUGAUCUAGCUGGCAUUUUUGAUGUCGCUGGCCUCUCAUCGACGUCUGGCACAACGGUGGUUGCCCACUCAAUGGGCUGUCUCGUGGCACUGCAAUUCGCCAUCAAAUAUCCAGACCUAGUCCACAAACUCAUUCUCCUCGGUCCAGCACCCAGCCCCUUACCUGAGCCCGCUAUCAGCGCAUUCAACGACCGUGCGGAGCUAGUUCGUGAAAAAGGCAUGCUUGCAGUAGUCGAUGCGGUUUGUGCUUCCGGGUCCUCUACCAGAACUAAAGCGUCUGGCGUUGGACUCACGGCCAUUCGACUGUCGCUGCUCGCGACGGAGCCUGAAUCAUACGCGAAGGCGUGUAUAGCCUUGACCGGGAGCAAGUUACUACCUGUUGAAUCUAUUAAGUGUGAGACUUUGAUAAUCACUGGUGAGGAGGACAAGGUUAGUCCUCCGGCUUUGUGUACAUCUUAUUCGCAGAGAAUUUCUCAGAGCUUGCCGCCGGUUGUGCUCAAGGACGUCGGGCAUUGGCAUGUAUUUGAAGAUGUGGAGGGGGUUGCUGGUGAAGUGCAAAGUUUCUUGUAG